UAGAGCGCCCCACAGCCAGGAAGUACAAGACACCGCACAGCCUCCCAAAUAUGAGAAGAAGAACAACGCCAGCCGCUGCGGGAGGAGGAGACGGCAGGUAGAGGGCUCCCCGCAUCCAGCGCCGAGAACACUGCAGGUCUGGGUGUUAUGGAGUAUUCCUUGACUCUUCAUCUUGCAUCUGAGGAAGAUGUAGGUAUUGACUAAAGACUAUUCUCUUGAUCCUGCCCAAGCCAUUUGUGGCCUAAAGACCCCCUCCAUCUGAUUAGUGCCUUAACAGCAACACUUGGGCUCCCCUGAAUGAGUGCAUCACCCAUCUCUGCUGUGAUCUAAAAGGGGCUAAGUUGGCUUAUUGUGUCCUAAAACUGGCAGCAACCAUGCCCAUUCAGUCCCUCGCUGAAUUUAUUGAAGGUCCUGACGGCAUAGGUAGCUCUGUCUGCUCCCAAAUGGAAAGCUCUCGUUCAUCCCGGGCUAUGAAGCGACGAAAUGCAAUGUCCCAGAAAACAUUGCAGGAAAGUUUUCUGAUACAAGCUGAGGGGGAUGCGACUUUUGACUGUAUAUUUUGUAAUGAGUCCUAUAAACAUCAUGAAGAUCUUGGAAAGCAUGUUCUGACUCGGCAUAGACCAACUUUAUGUGAGCCCACUGUUCUUUGUGUGGAGGCAGAGUAUCUUGGCCCUGAAGACAAGCGCAGGAAGAGUGUCGGGGGGUCUGCGAAGGAGGAUAAAGAUGACAAUGAAGGGUCAGACUGUGAGGUGUGUGGUCAGACCUUUAAUGAUUCAACAGACUUAGAAACCCACAUGAAGAAGCACAAGGAUUCCUUCACAUACUCUUGCAAUAUUUGUGGUAGGAGAUUCAAAGAGCCCUGGUUUCUCAAAAACCAUAAGCGGACCCAUUCCAGCCGAACAGGAUGGAGAAAUAAACAGGUGGUUAUUGAGACCCCCGUCACCAUAAACGAGAUUGUCCAAGAACAAGUGGACAAAAAUGUUACCUCCCCCUAUAAGCUGUGCAUGGUAUGUGGCUUCUUCUUUCCUGACAAAGAGUCCCUGUUGGAUCAUAGUAAGAUUCAUAUCAAAGGAUUGAAGCUGGGGACUUGUGAGGCGUCUGCUACCAAGGAGGAACCAGAUGAUGUCCCCAAAGAAGACUUCCUAAACUUCUUAAAUCUAAAGCCCUCAAAGCCACCUGCCAAAAACCCUAAACAAUCCUGCAAAUGGAUUGGAGAACUGGACCCUUUCAACACCUACCAAGCUUGGCAGCUGGCAACUAAAGGCAAAGUGGCCUUAGGCUUUGGUCGUGUAAAGGAGCCAUUCUUUGAAGUCAACUUGGAAACUGAUUCUGACAAGGAUGAGAUCACCGAUGUUUGGAAUACAGGAAAGAUGAAUCAGUCUGUUCUCUUGGGUGAGACAGACACUACUAAAGGUAAAGACUGUGCGGGAGUCACACAGGCACAGGGACUUGAUGAGCCUAAAAACGGGAAUACGGAGGAGGAAAGAAAGGUUCAAGGGGUGCAGGAUAAGACCCCAUUCUGUUCUGACUGUGGGAAGUGGUUUAAGACCUACCAACAGCUGGUAAUGCAUUCCCGUGUACACAGGAAGGACAGGAGUGAUUCAGAGUCCUCAACCAUGAGUAACAUUGAAGGACUGCUGUCUGCCAGCUCUCCAGAAACUCCAGCCAGUGUGGAGGAUCAGGAGACAGUUAAGAUGGAGGAUGAAUCUGACUCAGGAGAUGAUCAAAUGAAUGAAAAAAUUGAUGAUGGACAAGCAAUCUCUAAAACCAAAGGCCUUCCAGCUUCCAGGGAAUGCGGUUUCUGUGGAAAGAGCUUUCGCUCAAACUAUUACCUCAAUAUUCAUCUCAGGACUCAUACAGGUGAAAAGCCAUACAAAUGUGAAUUUUGUGAUUAUGCUGCUGCACAGAAAACAUCCCUGAGGUAUCACUUGGAGAGGCACCACAAAUUUAAGCCUGGAGAAUCUAAUGCUCGUGUGAGAAGCAUCAGUAAAAGUUUACAACUACUUAAGAGGUCCCCAGAUCCUCCUCCUGCCAACAUGCAGGAAAACAAAGUGUCCCAGACACCCAUAACUGAUACCAAAGAGGACACUUUGCUCUCCAAACCCCCCAAGAGGAUGUCAGCCCUGCGUAAUAAACUGGUGAACACAAAGCAACUCUUCCAAGGGGAGGCAAAAGCCACUGUCAAACAGGAGCCAGAAAAGUCUGUGCUGGAGGAGGAACUGCCAAGGACACCCAUUAUGGAGGACAUUUCAUUGGCUUGUGAUGAAACCCUUGACCUAGAAAUGUGCUCAUAUGAAGAGACCUCUGUGGAAAGCCAAGUCUUUACACCUAAUAUACCAGAUGAUUUAGAGCCUGUUCCUUUGGACUUAUGUAUAAAAGCUAAGGACUUACCUGCCACUUUAUAUAAUGGUGCCUUAUUGUUAGUGCGUACCUGUCCGUACUGCACUUACAAAACCUUAUACCCUGAGGUGUUAAUCCUACACCAGAAACUGAUCCACAAACAAAACUAUGACCUUCUCCACAAACCUGGCGGCGGCAGCAGGAGUAAAAACCCAGGUCUUGUCAUAAAAAUGAGGCGCACCGGUUGUCCCCCCGCUCUACAAGGGGUUGAUGUGUCACCUAUGCAGCUGGAUGGUGCUAGGUUAAAAGGGUCUCCCCCAACGAAUACAAAGACUCUGAACCAUGAGAAACCUAAACGGGCACCUGCCCAGUCAAACAAGACCACACAAUCAGAAACAGACUGUAAGAGUGAGCAAGAAAAUAAGCUUCAAAGUGGCCAGCAAGUCGGCAGCUAUAGGUGCCUGCAGCCUGACCUACAAGGAAUCACCCACUUGUUAGAAAGGAUGCAGCAUCCUGAACAGAACUGUCCUCCGUGGGCCUCUUCCCCCAACCCACAAACCAGCAAUGUAAGCAUGAAUGGAUCAGAGCACUCUUAUCGUAUGAUCUCGUCAUUGUUUACAGAGCACCCAUUUGCCAGAGCCACUCAUCUAGAGCUUGGGGAGCCCUUCACAAAGAGGGCCAAACAUGGUAUGUUAAGCUCUGCUUCCAGCAGCAACUAUGCCAGUGCAGAGAUGCUUAAGAGACUUCACCACAGCCAAGUGAACAUGCACAAUCUCGAGAGGCCCCCAAUCAAGUCGGGUCCAGCAGUACUAAGCAAUCUGUUGUAUCCAUACGAGGUUGAUCCACAUUGGAGCCUGUUGAAGUCUUACGAGCAGCCACCGGCUGGAGCACCAUUUGCUAUUAGCAAUCCUUCCCUGAAUCAGGGGUCUGCUGCAUCUAUUGAUGUGAAACAGAGCUCGCUAUAUCGUCGGAUAUCCAAGCGAGGUUUUGGACCAAACGACAAGAGGCCUUAAUCUUAGUGUUAGGAGGGGCCUGAAAGAUCCUAGAGCAUUCCAGACAUUCACAAGCUGCUACAUAUCAUUUGAAAAGUGUCCCUGAACUCUACAGAAACUGUGAAUGUGCUUUCAAGUGACACUAGAACUUUUAUUUUUCCUUCUAAGAUGCCGGACGACACAUGUACUUUAGUCUAGCCUCUGGGAAUGCUCGCUGUAUGGAGAUUUAUAUUUUUGUUUAUCCCACAUGAAAACUGUGGGAGAUGGAAAUUUACUUGAGAAGCCCCUGGCAUUUUCUAUUUUUAUUUUUGGGGCUGUGUUUUGUGGGUGAAUAGCUGGGAUUAAUAUAGAUAUUUUUCACAUCUCUGUACUAUUUAUUUUUGCCACAAAUUAAAUGGUGACGACGUUCAGACAGACUGUGUACAUACUUACCUCCAAGGGCAUCGUCUGCCCUUCUUGCCUUAACCUGAUGCUGUUCCAGGCUUGUUUUCCAUGUAAUUCCCAUCAGUUCACAUGGUCACUAUUUUUUUUUAUAUAUUUUUUUAUUUCAGUUCUCAAAAAAUUUAAUUGAGGGGCAAAAAGUUGAACUUUAUGCCCCUGCUAUAAGUGACGUUUUACCAUUGAAAACUUUUGUCUGCACUGGAUGUGGGACUGGAAAGCUCAGAUUAUUGAAGCCUCAGGUAUACUCUGCAUGGGAUGCAAAGUACAGUUCCUGGAUGGUUUUUAUGUUUGGGGCCCUGCAAUUCUGUCUUGAGUUUAUAUAUCAAUGCAAACUGUACUUUAACACUGUCAAGACCUCCCCAACCCACCAUGUAUGUACACACUGUGAAAGGAUUUUCCUAUUAGUCAGGUAAAAGGAUUACAUUUUUUCUUGCACUAUUACAAAUGUUCUGUAGAAGCCAUGUGGUCCUUAAAGGGGUGCUCCAUCUGACUUAAUACCCUGGGCAAUGGCAUGGUUUGACUGUUGAGCUGCUUUUUUUCCAUGAAGCUGAUUUGGCUCUGCCUCCAGUAAAUGUGUUGUCAAACUGGUUUCUGCAUGAUGACUCUGAUGUAAAGGGCUGUAACUGUUAGGGCCCUUGCACACGAUUGUAUGCCCUCCGACAUAGUCUGUGAGCGGGCCAUAUGUCCCAGAGCGGCAUUGAUUGUGUGUGUGUAUGGGAGUAUACAGCAUCAUUGCUAUCUAUGAUGCUGUGUGCUCCUGUGUACACAAUCAAUGCUGCUCUGGGACAUAUGGACCAUAUAUCUCGGAGGGCAUACGGUCAUGUACAAGGGCUCUUAAGUGUAUCCAUAGCCACCAGUCAUGAUCCAAGACUUAAUGGGGUGCACCAGUUAACUUAUCCCCUAUCUACAGGAAUUGGCACAACUAUUAGGCCUCAUGCACACAAACGUAUUUUCAUAUUGUGUCUGUUCCCUUUUUUUGUGUACCAUAUACCAAACCAUUCAUUUCAUAGGGUCCACAAAAAAACGGAAGGUACUCCGUGUGUAUUCGUAUUUCCGUUCCGCAAAGACUGAGAACGUGUCCUAUUGGCUGCAUUACGGACAAGGAUAGGACUGUUCUAUUGGGGGCCAGCUGUUCCGUUACGCAAAAUACAGAAUGCACACUGUCUUCCGCAUCUUUUGCAGACUGCAAAAUACAUGCAGUUGUGUGCAAGAGGCCUUAGAUUACCACUGGGACCCCUAACAAUCAUGAGAAAGUACCCUGUACCCCUCUGAGCCCCCUGAAAUGAACAGAGCAGUAGGUCGGGUAUGCAAACUGCCACUCCAUUCAUCUCCACGUGAGAUCUGGAAAUAGCCGGGUACUGUACCCUGCAAUCUCGGGAACUCCUGUAGAGACUAAUGGAGCAGAAAUGUGCAUUCCUCAACCUGCUGCUCAAGAACUGAAGUCCAGGAAGACUGGCCGCACUGAAGUCAUUAUCUUCCCCUCCACCUCUGCAAUAGUUGCUGAAAUGGAGUCCAUUGUGCAUUCACCUUUAAAUAUAUUUUUACGGGUAAAUUCUCCAUAGAAUAGUCAGUGACGUGUGUCUUUAUGGUAUUCCUGUCACAUCUGAAGCUCACACUGCUGUCGCCACCCUGUUGCAGAGGGUAAACUCUGGUGUCUUACAUUGUAAAGACCUGGCAGUAGGGGACUCUACAUCUAACAGUUGUAAAAGUGGCUUUGGUUGUGACCGGAGUGUUAGGGCGACUUCACAUGCAGCAGACUUUAUUGCAGAAAGUUUUCUGCAACUAAAAUCUGUUCCCUUCAUCUGAAGACUUGCAGAAACCCAUGUUUUGUUUUUCCAUAAAAACAGCUGCUCCUUAUAGAAACCUUGACACCUGUGCGGGGAAAUCUCAGUGGGGGAGGGACAGGCCUACAUGUCGUCUGCCGUACCUGGCUUUGUAUUUAUCAACCCUGAUGACUCAGUAUUUAAUUAUUGGGAACCCCCCCCCCCCACACACACACACACCCCUGUUAUCCAUAUUGACUUGUAUGUAUUUAUUUCAUGCCUCUAUUCCACAUCUUUUUUUUUAUUUAUAAUUUUUAUUUUUUUGCUUUAAGUUAUGUUUUUGUUUGUUGCCAUGUGACUUGCCUUCUGUCUGUAAAUACAGAUUUGGUGUUUUGCAAUUCAAUUGUUGUGUAAUUUAUUCUGUGAGAUGUGGGGGCACACAACAUCACAAGAAUUCUGCCUAUAGUUAAAGGGGUUAUGCCAUGAUUAAUUAAAAAAAACAAAAUGAGACAUCAUCUAGUUUUACAGUACCUUUCUAACAAAGCUAGACCCUGCCCUGUACCUCACAUGGAUCCAGAGAUCUCCCCAUUCACUGCUCUAAUUGCUCUGCUAGAUUAUCUAUAGACUGGCAGUUCAUGUGGUGGUCUUUCUGCUGCAGCUCUCUCCCUGUAUCUGUAACCUCUUCUAACAGAACAUAUGGCUGGUGCCAGUUGA
Bufo gargarizans (Asiatic toad) is the source of this 6250-nucleotide messenger RNA. RefSeq names its product zinc finger protein 217 (gene ZNF217). Gene Ontology annotation, biological process: regulation of DNA-templated transcription. Gene Ontology annotation, cellular component: nucleus. The transcript has 6 exons. NCBI's taxonomy places the organism in Eukaryota, Metazoa, Chordata, Amphibia, Anura, Bufonidae. The record is from RefSeq and is a predicted model, not a curated record. Gene Ontology annotation, molecular function: RNA polymerase II cis-regulatory region sequence-specific DNA binding; DNA-binding transcription factor activity, RNA polymerase II-specific. Bases 375 to 3353 code for a protein of 992 amino acids.